This is a messenger RNA of Uncinocarpus reesii 1704, 1221 nucleotides long. RefSeq lists its product as uncharacterized. The transcript is spliced from 5 exons. Gene Ontology annotation, molecular function: serine-type endopeptidase activity. The coding region runs from base 1 to 1221 and encodes 406 amino acids. Gene Ontology annotation, biological process: proteolysis. The record is from RefSeq and is a predicted model, not a curated record. NCBI's taxonomy places the organism in Eukaryota, Fungi, Ascomycota, Eurotiomycetes, Onygenales, Onygenaceae.
AUGCGUUUCCUUCAGAGCACGUCUGUCCUUGUGGGCACCAUUCUUCCCUUCCUUUCCGCCUUCCCAACUUACCGCCCCAAUGAAAACGCAAUAAUCCCAGAUAAAUAUGUUGUCACCUUCAAGGAGGGCACCACCGAUGCUGAAAUGCACGCCCAUACCGCAUGGGUUUCCUCUGUUCAACGGCGAAAUCUUGCCGCUGGGUUUACAACUGCCGAAGCGCCUGGUGUUGAAGGCAUGUACAACAUAAACACUUUCAAUGCCUACUCUGGGUCAUUCGACCGGGAGACUAUCAAAGAAAUCAAGUCCCAUCCAAACGUCAAAUCCGUCGAGCCAGACAGGAUUGUCUAUGUUGCGGGCCUGGUAGAACAAACCGAUGCUCCAUUUGGGAUGAAGCGCAUUUCACAUCGCAGCCUCCCAAUCACAGACGGUUAUUGGUAUGAUGAUAAGGCAGGAGAAGGAUCCUUUGUCUAUGUCAUGGAUACCGGUAUCAACAAAGCCCACAAUGAUUUCGAGGGUCGCGCCAUCCCCGGAGUGAAUCUUCACCCAGAUUCUGCUUUCGAUGAUUCCACUGGCCACGGAACCCAUUGCGCAGGUAUUGCCGUCUCCAAGACCUACGGAGUUGCAAAGAAAGCUACCGUGGUCGAUGUCAAAGUCUUCAAUAGGGCAUCGGGCGCUUGGAGUUUACUUAUUAGCGGCCUCGAUUGGUCUGUGAAGAACAUUACUGGUGAAGGCAGACUUGCAAGAUCAUCUGUCAGCAUUAGCAUUAGCGGUGCUACUUACGGCCCAAUGAACGAGGCUGUGAAAGCCGCGGUUGAUGCUGGAGUUGUGGUUGUCGCCGCUGCCGGCAAUGACGGGCGAGACGCUAGCAGAAAUAGUCCCGGGAACGCCCCGGAAGCCAUUUGCGUAGGAUCCAUUAAUAGUCGUCGAAACACCGAUACACGCUCGAGGUUCUCAAACUACGGUUCCACUGUCGAUAUCUUUGCCAUCGGUGAAGGUGUCCUCUCCACAGCUCGCAACACUCGCACCGGCACUGCAAACAUGUCAGGAACUUCCAUGGCCACUCCACACAUUGCUGGCCUUGUUGGAUAUCUACAGAGCAUUCAUAAUCUCCCCAAUCCAGCUGCUGCAAGAAGGAUGCUCCUUCAAUUGGCGUCAACUGGGACGAUUGCAGAUGGACGGGGAAGUCCGAACAGGUUGGGCUACAAUGGUAGCGGCAAAUAA